Messenger RNA from Fopius arisanus, 2449 nucleotides. RefSeq names its product dynein heavy chain 8, axonemal-like. Bases 1 to 2424 code for a protein of 807 amino acids. Lineage: Eukaryota; Metazoa; Arthropoda; Insecta; Hymenoptera; Braconidae. Gene Ontology annotation, cellular component: dynein complex. Gene Ontology annotation, biological process: microtubule-based movement. Gene Ontology annotation, molecular function: minus-end-directed microtubule motor activity; dynein light intermediate chain binding; dynein intermediate chain binding. The record is from RefSeq and is a predicted model, not a curated record. The transcript has 12 exons.
AUGAACAAGUGGGUCUUUCAACUAGUUUUUCUGUUUCAGGCUAAUUUAGCUGUUCAGCAGAGUAAGUACGAUAAAGCGAAUCAAAAUUUGAGAGAAGCCGAAGGGAUUUUAAAGCAAAAGGAUGAAGAUUUACGAAUCGUGCAGAAUGAAUUCGAUGCUGUUAUAGCAGAACGUCAAGAGAUUGUUGAUCUUGCUGAUGCUUGUCAAGCAAAAAUGGAUACUGCCAGUGCUUUGAUUGGUGGCCUGUCUGGUGAACGAAUUCGGUGGACUAAUCAACUGACCCUAUUCCGUUCCGAAAUCGAGCGUCUUACUGGAGACGCCGUCAUUCUGACGGCAUUUCUAUUCUACUGCGGACCUUUCAAUCAAGAGUUUCGCUCACUGCUUCAAAAACACUGGAUUAAUUUUAUCCAAGGAAGAAAGAUAGCUUUUUCAGUCGAUGUAAAUGUCACCGAUGCUUUAUCAGAUGUAGCAACAAUCAACGAAUGGAAUCUGCAAGGUCUGCCUAACGAUGAAUUAUCGACGCAGAAUGCUAUUAUCGUAACUAAUGCGUCCAGAUAUCCACUUCUAAUAGAUCCUCAACUGCAAGGAAAAACGUGGAUAAAAAACAAGGAAAGUGAAUGCGGAUUACAGAUUACCAAUCUCAGUCAUAAGUAUUUUCGGAAUCAUUUAGAAGACUGUGUAUCUCUUGGGAAUCCCUUAUUAAUUGAAGAUGUAAUGGAAGAGUUGGACCCCAUUCUGGAUAAUUUAUUAGACAAAAAUUUUUUAAAGAUGGGGACUUCCUUAAAAGUCAUAUUAGGUGAUAAAGAAGUGGAUAUGAAUAAAGACUUCCGAAUGUAUAUCACAACGAAAUUUCCGAAUCCUUCUUAUACACCAGAAAUCUUUGCGCGGACUUCAAUCAUAGAUUUUUCAGUUACAAUGAAAGGUUUGGAAGAUCAACUGCUGAGUCGAGUCAUAUUGGCCGAAAAGCGAGAAUUAGAAACAGGAAGAACUAAAUUAGUAACGGAUAUCACUGCAAACAAAAGAAAAAUACAAGAAUUGGAAGCGAAUCUACUCCAUAAAUUAACCACUGUUCAGGGAUCACUACUGGAUGAUGUAGAAUUGAUGACUGUUCUCACAACAACGCAGAAGACAGCCGCUGAAGUAACUCUAAAACUUAAUCUAGCUCGAGAUACGGAAAUCAAAGUCAACAUAGCAAGAGAAGAAUUUCGAAGUGUUGCAACACGUGGUAGUGUUUUGUACUUUUUGAUUUGUGAUAUGUCCAAAGUGAAUUGUAUGUAUCAAACGUCAUUGAUGCAGUUUCUGGAGCGAUUUGAUCUGUCAUUGAUAAGAUCUGAAAAGUCUCCAGUGAUUAGCAAACGAAUAAAUACGAUCAUUGAAGUAUUAACACAUCAAAUAUACGCAUACACAGCUCGCGGCCUAUAUGAGAAUCACAAAUUCUUGUUUCUAAUCAUGAUGACAUUAAAGAUAGAUCUACAGCGUCGAUCUAUCAGCCAUGAAGAAUUUGAAUAUUUCAUUAAAGGUGGUGCAGGUCUAGACCUCAGUACAAUUAGACCAAAACAAUGUAAAUGGAUAACAGAUAAAACUUGGCUGAAUCUGACGGCACUCACAUCACUUCGUCAGUUCCAACAUGUUCUAGCACUGAUUGAAGCAUCCGAAAAAGUAUGGAAGAAUUGGUAUGAUAAAGAAGCUCCUGAACUAGAAGUGAUACCUGAUGGCUUUAAUAAUCUAGAUUCAUUCCGACGGCUCUUAUUCAUAAGAAUUGUUAGAGUAACAUUACAAAAUCUGCUACUCGCUAUAGAAGGUGUUAUAAUUAUGAACGAGGACUUACGCGAUACUCUAGACAAUAUUUACGAUGCUCGAAUUCCGAACAUGUGGCGCUCACGCUCCUGGAAUUCAUCUACACUUGGAUUUUGGAUAACAGAAUUGUUAGAAAGAAAUCAGCAGUUUUCAAAAUGGAUAACCAUCGGCCGGCCAGAUUCAUUUUGGAUGAGCGGAUUUUUUAAUCCACAGGGAUUUUUAACUGCUAUGCGACAAGAAGUAGCGCGUGCACAUAAAGGCUGGGCACUUGAUAAUGUCACCCUGUAUAAUGAAGUUACGAGGCAGAUGAUUGAGGAAAUUAGAAGCCCACCAAAUGAAGGUGUAUACGUUCACGGAUUGUUCUUGGAGGGUGGUGGAUGGGAUCGACGGAAUAAUCGCCUUCGAGAAUCAAUAAAUAAAAUCCUCCAUGUUGAAAUGCCAGUGAUCCUCAUUUCUGCAUUAAGUGGCAAAAUAGUGAAAGAUGUGAAACUAUUAUACGAGUGCCCUGUGUACAAGAAACCGAUGAGAACAUAUAUUACCUUCAUUGUGUCCCUUUCGCUUCCAACGAAUAGACCACCAGAAUUUUGGAUCUUGCGUGGUGUUGCAUUACUUUGCGAUAAUAAAUGAUCAUAUGGUAUUCAUGUACGAUCUA